Molecule: messenger RNA, 669 nt
Organism: Lotus japonicus
Lineage: Eukaryota; Viridiplantae; Streptophyta; Magnoliopsida; Fabales; Fabaceae
Product: putative ribonuclease H protein At1g65750
Exons: 1
Coding region: 1-669 (222 amino acids)
Source: RefSeq, a predicted model, not a curated record
AUGCAGGGUGCUACGUCCUCUUCAACAGUGGUAAGGGAUGAUGUGCGGCAGCGUCUAUGGAGCUUGAAGAUCGUCCCUCGGUUCCGCCACUUCUUAUGGAGAGUGCUUAAAGGGAUUGUCCCGACGAGGCAACGGCUAUGGAAUAAGGGUGUUCGUUGUCCACUUUUCUGCCCUCGGUUUGAUCAAGCUGCGGAGUCCGUUGAACAUGCUUUACGUGAUUGCCCAUGGUCAAGACGGAUGUGGUUUGCAUCUCCUCUAGGUUUCUCAUGGCCUGCGGAUCUAUCUCAGAGUUUUGGUGAAUGGUGCUGCUCUUUGUUGCUUGAUGCGCCUCAGGAGGUGGUGGAAAUUUUUGCUACAGUUUGCUACUAUAUAUGGAGGGCACGAAACCUCCUGUGCUUUGAUGAGAAGGAGAGCUCUGAGAUGGGUGUGGUCUCUCUUGCAAUGAAUACCUUGCACGCAUACAAGGAAACGCAGCAGCAGAUGGAGACGCACAGUACAGCACCUAGGGACAGAUCAAAACAGAAGUGGAAUGCGCCUCCGUCUUAUUGUGUGAAGGUGAAUGUUGACGCUUCUGGAUCGGGAUCAUCAUGGGGUUUGGCGGUUGUCAUCCGAAAUCAUUUUGGAAACGCCAUAGCUGCUCAACACAGGCCCUUAUUGCAGAUUUUGUAG